UGUGCGGGGUGGGACCAGGCGGUCUCCGAACGUGGGCGGAAAGAACCGAAGCGGGGGAAGAGGCGGAACCUGCCGAAGAGCUCCGAGCGGCUUCGGCAGGUAGCCCUGGGAGUGGAACCCUAUAGCAGCCAAGUUUGUCCCUCGCCUCUCCGGCGGAGUUCGCAUUGAAGACGAGGCGGCGGCGGCGGUGGUCUUUGUGCCCAGCGGUGUCAUGGGUGCUUGUCUGGGGGUCUGCUCUGUCCUGAGCUGCGUCUCAUGUCUAUGUGGUUCUGCUCCAUGUCUCUUGUGUGGCUGCUGUCCCUCGACCAAGAGCUCUACCAUAACCCGCCUGAGCUUCACCUUCCUCUUGCUCCUGGGCACACUGGUAUCUAUUAUCAUGAUCAUCCCUGGAGUGGAGGCGGAACUUCACAAGCUUCCUGGAUUCUGUGAAGGAGGCACCUCCCUCCCAGGCACCCAAGGCGUCGUCAACUGCAAGUCCUUCCUAGGCCACAAAUCGGUGUACCGCAUGUGCUUUGCAACAGCUGCUUUCUUCUUCCUGUUUGCCUUGAUGAUGAUCUGUGUGCGGAGUAGCAAAGACCCGAGGGCAUACAUACAGAACGGGUUUUGGUUCUUCAAGUUCCUAAUACUGGUUGGAAUAACCGUGGGGGCCUUCUAUAUUCCGGAUGGAGCCUUCACAUCUGUUUGGUUCUACUUCGGCGUGGUUGGCUCUUUCCUCUUCAUCCUCAUCCAGCUCAUCCUUCUGAUUGACUUUGCGCACUCCUGGAGCCAAAACUGGCUGCACAGUGCAGAUGAAGGCAAUUCCAAAUCCUGGUAUGCAGGCCUCUUCUUCUUCACCUUCCUCUUUUAUGCGGCCUCCAUUGCUGCGGUGGUGCUACUGUAUGUGUAUUACACGAAACCGGACAGCUGUGCAGAAGGCAAAGGGCUCAUCAGUGUUAAUCUCAUCCUCUGUGUUGCUGUCUCAGUUAUCUCCAUCCUGCCCAAGAUCCAGGAAGCCCAGCCUCACUCAGGCCUUCUACAAGCCUCCAUCAUCACGCUGUACACCAUGUUUGUCACCUGGUCAGCGUUGGCCAAUGUACCAAACAAAUACUGUAACCCAACCCUUUUGGUGCGAAACUAUAGCACAACCGCCCAGCCUUAUGAGCAGCAACCGACUCAGUGGUGGGAUGCCCCGAGCAUUGUGGGGCUGGUCAUCUUCAUUCUGUGUACGCUCUUCAUAAGUAUCCGCUCCUCUGACCACACCCAAGUGAACAAGAUGAUGCUGACAGAAGAAAGCACAGCUACGUUGGGGGGUGGCAGUCCAAGCCUUGAAGAUGGGGUGCACCGGGCCUAUGACAAUGAGGAGGACGGCGUGUCUUACAACUACAGCUUCUUCCACCUCUGCCUCGUCCUGGCCUCCCUCUACAUCAUGAUGACACUCACCAACUGGUACAGACCUGAUGAAACUCACCAGAAGCUGAUCAGCCCCUGGACUGCAGUUUGGGUGAAGAUCUCCUCCAGCUGGUUUGGGCUCCUCCUCUACGUGUGGACUCUGGUCGCUCCCAUUGUGCUUCCAGACCGAGACUUCAGCUGAAAGAACUCAGGAACGUGCCUCUGCUCAAACCAUGCAAGCAAAAGAGACCCAGUCCCAGACAAAGGAAGAUCCUGGGGCCCAGUGCUUGAAUUCAGAUGUAGGUUCUGGACACCCAAGCUUUCUAUUUUCCUGUGCCUUCUGGCCCUUGGAGCUUCAGACCGAUCUUCCAGACUGGUGCCUUUCUCUGUUUUAUUGCUAAGGAAUAUGAUGCUACCAAAAAGAAAAAAGUCACUGCUCUACUAUACUCGACACCAGAGCAAUAAGGCCGGGUGAUGUGGAUUUGGUUACUGUUGCUAUUGAGCUCUUAAGCAUGUUGCAAAGUGUCUGAGGUGCUUGAAACGUGGUUUGCCAUUAUUUUGUAAGGAGUGUUUAAGAAUAAUGGCUGACAUGAUGCAUAGCAUACCGCCUCCACGAGGAUCCGCUGCAGGGCUCUUGCAAAUUUUAAAGGAAGCUCUAGAGUGAUUGUGGGAGCUGUAUUUCAGCAGCUUUCCCCAUUUGGAAAUGCAGCUUCCUUUGAUGCCCGCAAGAGCCCUACAGUGGAUCCUUAUGGAGGCUGCAUGUCAUGUCGGCAAAUAAGUGUAAAGUAGCUGUUUAAUGUAGCUCUAUCUCUUUACCAGUUUGCCUUGUUAUGGGAGGAAGCCUUUUAGACAAAACCUUGUUACACUUUUGAUAAUGCAACCUUUGUUUAACUAAAAAAAGAUGUUUAAAUAAAAACAGACACAUUUGAGUGUCAAUCAUCAGGAA
Molecule: messenger RNA, 2314 nt
Organism: Hemicordylus capensis (graceful crag lizard)
Lineage: Eukaryota; Metazoa; Chordata; Lepidosauria; Squamata; Cordylidae
Gene: SERINC2
Product: serine incorporator 2
Exons: 10
Coding region: 212-1570 (452 amino acids)
Cellular component (GO): membrane
Source: RefSeq, a predicted model, not a curated record